AUGCUGGAGUAUCUAAAUAUGCCUAUAAAUUUACGCCUACAUUUUUCGUACCGUUGCAUACUUACGCUGACACUUUUUGCAAAUAUAUGCCCAUCUGCAAGAAUACGCACACGGAAGUGGGCGAAUGUGUGCUUGCCAAAUGAGCGAUUGUGUGUUUGCCAAAUGAGCGACUGUGUGAUUCCUGAAAUGGCUUCCUCUUCACGUACCACCUGUGUACUUCCUAAAAUGCUAAUUGCACUGCCAUUUUUCCCACCUUGAAGGCCCGUGUAACAGCCACGCUACCCCACACACAUUACUAACUGGUAAACCCACCCCCCAAAAUGACGAGAAAAUACUUCGUAUCAGCCAACUGGAAAUGCAAUGGAACCCAGGAGAGCGUAAAGGCCCUGGCGGCGAGCUUUAAUGAGUUGGACUUCGACCCCGCCAAGCUGGACGUGGUCGUUUUCCCCGUGAGCGUGCACUACGAACUCGCGAAGAGCCUGCUGAAGCCAAAGUUCCACACGGGCAUACAAAAUGUGUCCAAGUUCGGCAGUGGGUCCUACACAGGAGAAAUCAGCGCGGAAAUUGCAAAAGACCUGAACAUAGAAUAUGUAAUCAUCGGACAUUUUGAAAGAAGAAAAUACUUCAACGAAACGGAUGAAGAUGUAAAGGAUAAAUUGCAACAGUGUCUAAAAAAUAACCUAAAAGUUGUUGUUUGUUUUGGUGAGUCCCUAGAACAGAGGGAAAAAAAUCAAACCAUCGAUGUGAUAACAAAGCAAGUUAACAGUUUUGUUCAUUUAAUUGAUAACUUUGAUAAUGUCGUUUUGGCAUAUGAACCCAUUUGGGCCAUUGGGACGGGAAAAACUGCCACGCCUGAACAAGCACAAGAGGUUCAUAAAGAAAUCAGAAAUAUUGUGAAAGAAAAAUGUGGAGAAAAAAAUGCUAACCAGAUUAGAAUUCUCUAUGGGGGUAGUGUUAACACCGACAAUUGUGCUUCCCUCAUUAAGCAGGAAGAUAUUGAUGGGUUCCUCGUUGGCAAUGCUUCUUUGAAAUCAUCCUUUGUUGAAAUUAUUAAGAGUGCUAUGUAAUAUAAAAAAAAAAAAAAAAGAGAGAGAGAGUGACCCUUUGUAGGGAAGUCAUCAACGUGAUUACCUCCGCAUCUGCAUCGGCACAGAGGGAAAUGCGAACCCUGACCGCACUUCCGACGCCGUACAUCCUGUAUAUUACUUUUCAUAAGAGCCAUGUAUGGGACACCUCCGUCUAAGCAAUCGCACCGCCCAGCAGCCGUCACCACGUCUAUACAUGUACAUAUACACACAUAUAGAUAUGCUUCUUUUUUUUUUUUACGUGUGCUCGUUCCGCUCGUGAUUUACGAAGCUGUGCAUAGAUCAGAUCCAUUCGCACAUUGCAUCUUCACAUAAUGCCAUUUCGUUUAU
Plasmodium vivax (malaria parasite P. vivax) is the source of this 1415-nucleotide messenger RNA. Its product is annotated as triosephosphate isomerase, putative. The record is from RefSeq and is a predicted model, not a curated record. The transcript is spliced from 2 exons. Gene Ontology annotation, cellular component: cytosol. Gene Ontology annotation, molecular function: triose-phosphate isomerase activity. Lineage: Eukaryota; Apicomplexa; Aconoidasida; Haemosporida; Plasmodiidae. Gene Ontology annotation, biological process: glyceraldehyde-3-phosphate biosynthetic process; glycerol catabolic process; glycolytic process. Bases 321 to 1067 code for a protein of 248 amino acids.